Molecule: messenger RNA, 744 nt
Organism: Pieris rapae (cabbage white)
Lineage: Eukaryota; Metazoa; Arthropoda; Insecta; Lepidoptera; Pieridae
Gene: Cib2
Product: calcium and integrin-binding family member 3
Exons: 6
Coding region: 147-701 (184 amino acids)
Molecular function (GO): calcium ion binding
Source: RefSeq, a predicted model, not a curated record
CCACGACUUCCUCGGACUUCUUAUUUUCACAAUGGGAAACAAAGUUGUGACAUUCACGGAACAACAACUCGAGGACUAUCAGGACUGCACCUUUUUCACGAGAAAGGAAAUAUUAAGGCUACGAUUUUGUUCUACGCGAGCUCGAAAUGUCCGAUCGGCAAACUGGACAACGCCAGCAGCCACCAAGGCUCACUUUGGAUAAGAAGUCAGUAAAUAAAGUUUUCAAGCGGUUUCGAGACGUAAAUCCCGAAUUAAUUCCGAAGAGCAUGACUGAAAACCAAGCUCACACUAUUAUUGUACCAGUUGAAGAAAUAGAAAAAUUGCCUGAACUAAAAGAAAAUCCAUUCAAAAGAAGAAUCUGCCAGGUUUUCUCUCAUGAUGGUUCUGGUAACCUCACAUUUGAAGACUUUCUGGACAUGAUGUCAGUGUUUAGUGAAGCCGCGCCACGGGAUAUUAAGGCAUGGUAUGCGUUCAGGAUUUACGAUCUAGAUGACGACAAGUAUAUUGGGCGUGAGGACCUUCUAGAAGCUACCAAGCUUUUGACAGCCGGGCAGCUGCAUGAAGAGGAACGAGAGGAGAUCGUCACUAGUGUGUUGGAUGAGGCUGAUGUAGAUGGAGAUGGGAAACUCUCCUUCAUGGACUUUGAACAUGUAGUGGCUAGGGCCCCAGAUUUCGUAUCUACUUUCCAUAUUAGAGUCUAAACAUGACUUAUGUUCAUAUUAAAUAAAUCGACUAGACAACAAA